AUGCUGGUCAGGUCAGCAGCCCCCCGGCUUGGCUGGUUCCGUUCGCGUGCUGCAAACAGUUCGUGGAUUCGACAGCUGGCAACGGGGCUCAGUGCGGGAGAUUCCGGAACAGCAGCAGCUCUGCCGGACGAUUACAGUGUCGCAAGUGGUAGUGACAGCGAAUUGCCACGAUAUCGCAAAAAAAUCGUCAGUCGCGCACUGGAAGUCUAUCUGAAUGAUAUUCGAGCGCACAAUAAGAUGAUGGCACGCGAGAGGGCCGAAUUCGAGCUGGGCAAACGACAUUUGGCCAAUAUAAUGGGUUUGGAUGCGAAUAACAUCACCCAGGAGGACAUCGAUAGGGCGAUUGAAUAUCUUUUCCCAUCCGGUCUCAGCGAUCGGCGUGCACUGCCAGUGAUGAAGCCGCCUGAGGAAAUUUUGCCAAAAAUGCGACAGAUUGAAUUUGACGAUGAGGGCCGACCAAAGGAUUUACUGUUCUUCACUGUGGCACCAAAGUUCUACCGGUUACUUUCGUAUGCACAUCUGGUUGCUGCAUUCGAUCAUUUGAUCUCGCUUCCCGGAGCCUAUCAGUUCAAAGAUUUAAUAUUUGAAUAUCGAAAGCCCAUUGCUGUGAGCGAAAAAAAUAUCAUUUUUCGAGCGGAAGUAAGUUUUUGA
Molecule: messenger RNA, 651 nt
Organism: Gongylonema pulchrum
Lineage: Eukaryota; Metazoa; Nematoda; Chromadorea; Rhabditida; Gongylonematidae
Source: the annotation of a GenBank genome assembly